Harpegnathos saltator (Jerdon's jumping ant) is the source of this 921-nucleotide messenger RNA. RefSeq lists its product as uncharacterized. The coding region runs from base 1 to 921 and encodes 306 amino acids. Lineage: Eukaryota; Metazoa; Arthropoda; Insecta; Hymenoptera; Formicidae. The record is from RefSeq and is a predicted model, not a curated record. The transcript has 3 exons.
AUGCGUUUAACACCCUGCCCUGGCCGGAGAUUGGACGUGCACCACGGAGUGCCCGUCUAUCUCUGGCGCAUCCUGUCGGCGUACUUCAAGGACAGGGACCUCGCCUACUAUGGGAGAGCCGAGGGGGAGGACUGGGGGGAAGCCCUCCUCCGGAUGGAGGUGGCACUCGACUCGGUGGUAGACACCAUCAGAGACCUUGGGUUCAAAGUGGCCACCCAGAAGACCCAGGCCAUGUUUCAUGGCCGGGGUCGAGGGAGGCCACGGAGGGCCCGGGUCCUGGUGAAUGGAGUCCGCGUCCACGUCAAGUCUACGAUUAAAUAUCUGGGCUUGACGUUGGACAGCCAAUGGGGAUUCGGGCCACACUUCAGGCAACAGGUCCCCCGGGUUCGCAAAGCAGGCAUGGCGCUGGCCGGCCUCAUGCAGACCCAGGGGGGCCCAGCGGCCAGGGACCUGAAGGCCUUGAAGACCCAAGCCAGAGCCCUGGUCCUGGACAAGUGGUCAGCCGAAUUGGCCGACCCGCGAGGAUUUGGGCUCCAGACGGCCGAUGCUGUCCGCCCCUGCCUGCCGGAGAUGGCGGGCGAAAGGGGGCGGGGACUCUCCUUUCACCUGGUGCAGGUGCUGACCAGACAUGGUUGCUUCGGAAAGUACCUGCACCGGAUAGGGAAGGAACCCACCACCGAGUGCCACUACUGCCCGAGGCCUAUGGACUCGGCGCACCAUACGCUGACUGCAUGCGAAGCAUGGAGUCAGCAACGCCGAGUCCUGGCCCAGGCGGUGGGGUGCCAGGUGGAGGCACUUUCGCUCCCGCACAUGGUUCAGGCCAUGUGCGGGAGCGAAGAAGCGUGGGGGGUGGCGGCCUCCUUCUGUAGAGACGUUAUGUCCCAGUUGGAGGCCGCCGAAUGGGAGCGUCGCCCCCCGUAA